This is a messenger RNA of Anolis carolinensis (green anole), 962 nucleotides long. RefSeq names its product nuclear receptor subfamily 0 group B member 2. Gene Ontology annotation, cellular component: cytoplasm; nucleus. Lineage: Eukaryota; Metazoa; Chordata; Lepidosauria; Squamata; Anolidae. Gene Ontology annotation, biological process: negative regulation of transcription by RNA polymerase II. Gene Ontology annotation, molecular function: transcription factor binding; transcription corepressor activity. The record is from RefSeq and is a predicted model, not a curated record.
UACUGUUGCAGUGCUGCAUCAACCAAUUCCUAGAGCUGCAAAUGAUUACGGAUCAAGCUUCCUUCCAGGAAACAGCUAUGACUUUCCAAAGGCCAUUUGAGAAUGGCAGCAAAUGUUGCAGCCACUCCUCUUCUCCCACCAGCAUCCCCUAUGGUGUCCUUAACAAGGAAGAGCAAAAGAGGAGUCAGUGGGCCCAUCAGGAUUUCCCUUUGUUCCCAUCCAUUGACUGCCCCUGCAGAGAGAACAGACAGGUCAUUCUGAAAUCUCCAAACAUCAUUUGUCUUAGAGUUUCAGAAGUGCUUCUGAAAACCAUCACUUUUAUAAGGAAACUGCCUUCAUUUUUUCAGCUGCUUCCAGAAGACCAAAUCUUACUGAUAGAACAGUGUUGGGCACCUCUCUUCAUAUUGGGCCUAGCUCAAGAGCAGGUUGAUUUUGAACUGGAAGAGAUCUCAACUCCUAGCUUGUUGAAAAGGAUCCUUGUUAACCAGCCUCUGACAAAUAAUGAACAACUACAAAAUGAACUCUUGGGAGUGUCACUGAUGGAAGCUCAGAAGCUAAAAUUUUUCUUGGGGAAAUUCUGGGAUUCAAACAUUUGUGUCAAAGAAUAUGCAUACCUCAAAGGAAUUGUUCUUUUUCACCCUGAUAAGUCCUAUUAUAUUCAAGAAAAACAUAUUUCUUGGCCAAAUUUUAUAGAACUCAAUGAUCUAAAAUACUGUCAUUCCUUUACAGACAUCCAGUACCUAAAAUGCUGCAUCUACAUCCAGGCUCUUCAGCUGGAAGCACAGCAAAUGCUGAUGGAGUUCAUCUCAAUGAUUCACUGCAGGAAUCUGGGGAGAUAUACUUGCUGGCUGAUGGAACUGCUCGGAUUUUUGAGGAGUUUCCAAACAAAUACAGUUGGAGAACUCUUCUUUGGAGACAUCAGUUUAAGCAACUUACUCCUAGAAACACUUUACAGCAAAUAG